Molecule: messenger RNA, 921 nt
Organism: Brassica rapa (field mustard)
Lineage: Eukaryota; Viridiplantae; Streptophyta; Magnoliopsida; Brassicales; Brassicaceae
Product: pentatricopeptide repeat-containing protein At1g62350
Biological process (GO): Group II intron splicing; chloroplast organization
Molecular function (GO): protein binding; RNA binding
Source: RefSeq, a predicted model, not a curated record
UUCCCUCGUCGUCCUUUUCUACUGCACCAGAGAGAGAGAGGGAGAGAGUGUGUCUAACGGCGAAUAUGGAAGGGAUUGGAUUACGCGGAGAGAUUCUCCGUCUCGGGUUCACGCCACGCCGUGGUGUCUCCGGCCGCUCUCCGGUUCUCCGGCGAGCUAUGGUGAUAAAGAUGAGAGACCGCAGCAAGAACAGGAAGCCACUGCAGAGAGGUCGCAUGCUCAGUAUCGAAGCGAUUCAAGCCGUCCAAGCUCUAAAGCGAGCCAAUCCUCCUCCUCCUUCAACGUCUCCGUCUUCCUCCUCAUCGAUGCUCGAUCGCGUAAUCGAUUCGAAAAUCCGCCGGCUCUUGAAAUUCGAUAUGGUCGCCGUUCUUCGAGAGCUAUUACGCCAGAACGAGUGCUCUCUAUCUCUCAAGGUUUUCGAAGAGAUUCGAAAGGAGUAUUGGUACAAGCCUCAGGUGAGACUAUACGCAGAUAUGAUCGCUGUAAUGGCGGAUAACAGUUUGAUAGAGGAGCUCAACUACCUUUACGCAGCUAUGAAAUCAGAGAAGGGAUUAGUGGCUGACACAGAGAGCUUCAACACGCUCUUGGUGAUUCUUCUGAAUCAUAAGCUGUUUGAACUUGUCAUGGACUGUUAUGCUUUUAUGCAGUCGAUAGGAUAUGAGCCUGAUAGGACUUCCUUUAGAAUCCUUGUGCAAGGUCUUGAAUCCAAUGGGGAAAUGGGGUUAUCGGGUAUAGUUAGGCAAGAUGCUCAUGAGUAUUAUGGCGAAUCGCUCGAGUUUACUGAAGAAGUUGAAGACAUCUCUAGUCUGUUGAUCCCACAAUGGAGAAGAUAAAGUUUAGAGAUUGGAGCUUAAAUAGUAGCUUGAAGUUUGAUCAUACUGUGUACUGAACUCUAUAAAGUAGACCCAUUUUUCUAUCUGA